CUGCCCCAGGAAGGAAAACAGCACUACCCCAUGGUUGCUGCUACUGAGACUUCAGCUUGAACGGAGCCUGGGCCUCCUCAUCCUUGACAGGAGCAUGGCCCACCGCAGAGUGCAGCCAGCUCUAGGCUGACCUGAAGCAGCAAGGCUGGCUCCCCUCCCCAGGAUUCCCUGGACAAGUAACCAGAAUGAUCCGAGGAUCCUGAAUCACAGUGUCCCAGAAGGAAGAUUUAUCUCUCCUGGUAGAGACCAGGCUGGAGGUGCAGGAGAUGUGGGUGAUGGGGUUGCAAGGCGGCCAUCACCAGCUUCAUCUUGGGGUUCACUUUCACCGUAUUGGCAUCAGCCGACAUGCCUACAUGUGUAACUCGGACCCUGUACUCCCAGGGCAGGACACCACAUACGGCUCGGGCAGGCUAGGAACCAUCUCCAGCUAAAAGCUCUACUGGUAAAGUGCAGAUCGGGGGCUGGACUCUGCUGUCACCCCACAUCCCUACAGCCUCAUGCAUCCGCUCUAUCCUCAAUUCCACUGUAUAGCUUUUUCAAGAGGUUGUCAGCUCUGAAGCUGGCCUGGUAGGAACAAAUUGGGCCAAAGUGGGCAGGAAUUGUGGUGCUGACCCAUGCUCAGGCCUGGCUUGCAGUCCACUGGGGCCCUGGGAAAUGGCACCUCCCAAAGCCGGAGCCAGUGGCCUGUCUUCAGGGUUGUCGCAAUUUCUCUCAAAGGGGGAGGCAGUCAUAGCUCAACCCUUGCAAUCUGUCUGGCUCUGCGGUUCAGCACGGGGGCCCCAAUAGGCAACACAGACCAGCAAUAGCUGUGCUCUGCAUACGGGCACGCAGCCCCUUCAGGAGGACUUCUGUGGGAGCAAAAUGACCCACGGGUGACGCACAGGGCCUCCCUCUUAAGCGCUGCUGACCGGAACCCACCAGACCCACGCUGGACUGUUGCCCACAGCCGUCCUGCAGAGCAUGGUCGCUUCUUCCUUCCUAGACCCAGGAGGCUACUGGCUGGGAAGAGCAACAGCCUACAGCAGCCUCUGCCUUCUCUGCGCCCUUCUGGAAGCCUGUGGUCAAGUUGCUGAGGGGCCUGGGAGUAGGCCCAACUGUGGGGUGGGGGCAUGAGGCCCUGUGCACAACAGCCAUCCUAUAGAUCCAGCUGACUGCUGACUAGAAGCCAACAGGCUGCCAGCCUUCAAGGCUGCCCAGGCCACUGCCCCCACUUCAAGGCUGCCCAGGCCACUGCCCCCACAUUGCUGUAAUGGAAACUUCUCAGCUGCUCUGUGUGCAACAGCUCGGGUUCCUGCCCCAUGGGGAGCUCUAAGAGGCAGCAGAUCGCAAGACCAGGCAGGUGGGCACGCACUCGCGGAGCACAGGAGCCAGGACCAUGUUCCAGUAAAUGAGGUCUGCAGCUCCAGUCUCUCGCUCUAAUUCCCACCCGCGGACAUGCCAUCCAACCAGAGAGAAUGAGUGGGCCACGUGGGGCUCGCAGCCUCCCAGGACUGAGAGGGAUGGGGACAGGAAGUGCCCUCCCUCUAUCCUGAGACCCAGACGGCAAGAAUGUGGAUGCCACGGGGGUGAGCCACAGAGAACUUCAAGGCGUGUGCGGUUCCGAGAGCCCCUGGAGGUGGCUGUCCACUACAUUGCCCGCAAGGACACGACAGCCACCAUCAAGGUCCCCAGCCGGCCAGCUUCCCAUGGUGGCUCUCCACUCCAGCCAGCCUCCUGCAGCGGCUCCUUAUUCCUGUGGCUGAUUCUGUGUGUUCUGCUUGGAGUGGUGCUGGGCCUGUACUGUGGCCAGGUCAGUCGUGUCACAGCAGCCCUGGAGGACCUCUGGGCUCAGCUCCUCGUCCUAAUCUUGCGCCUGUGGCAUGUGGUCCUUGCCUGUUGGCACUGCCUCCUGCCUCUCUGACAACGUGGCUGAACGGCGAUGUGACCUCUGGAGAGCACUGAAGGUUGAUGCUGUUUGGGAUCUGGAGUGGUUUGGGCGAUUGUGCAUGGUGGGGAAGGCCAGGCACUAAGGCUAACCCCAGGACAGAGCUCUGCUAGCCAGUGCUUGACAAACCCAAGAGCUCUAAGAGGUUGCUGUAGAGGUUUAUGUGGGAAAAGAGGGAGGCUCUGGCUUGACGCUACAGGCACCUCCUACUCCAGUCAGCACAGGCUGGGAUCGUGGGAUUUUCAGACUGAAUCAGAGAAAGAACUCGACCAUCAUAGCUGGGGAUUCCUAUGUUCCUGCCCGGUCCUCCAUCUUGGGAGCCAUAGCCUGGAUGUCACCACACUUAGCUCUUUGAGGGUGAGCAUCCCCUGCCUCUGAGGGGCCUUUGGGAAGGCAAGCCCCAAGAUCCUGCUGCUUUGAGGGCUGGGCCCAGUUUAUGCCCCACCAUCAGGGGAUAGGGUGCCUCCCUCCACAGUUCAUGGAGACCACGAGCAUCGUGGACCUAUUCUCUGAGCCCAGGUCCGAAUUCCUCCACUUCAUGCCAAGACCCAUCAGGGGUCACCGUGGUGUGGGAACAGAGUCCAGCUCCGAACACGGUUGCUCUCGGAACAAGUGUAGGCCACGGUGCUACCUCCGCGGCCACACACAAGCCCAAAGCCAUCAGGCCUACCAACCAGCUGCAGGACCAGGGAGUGUCCUGAACCUCUGCAAACCCUGUUCUGUUGCUCAUGUUGAAAGGCCAAGGGGAGCAAGCACAGAGCAACCGCUUCAGAGCAUCCUGGGCCUGCCUGGAGGGGGAGCCCCGAGCACAGCAGGGAGGCCCAGUCAGAGAGCAGAAGGAUCCACCAUGGGGACCCUGCGCCACCCUGGAACUAGCAGAGGAGCAAGGUUUGGGAGCCAGGAUGAGACUUGGGGUUGUCCUCUGAAGGCGCCCCCCUACUUAUGUGGGCAGGCAGAGAUCCCAUAUUAAAAUACCUGCAGCCUCUUCAACCUCGGGAUUAUUACAAAAAACGAACAGAGCGAAACACUGUGGAGGAAUCCCCCUCCAGGUCCAAGUAUGUUAAUCCAGGUGCCAGAGCGCACUCCUACCCCUCUACCCGCUCACCCCCACAGCCCACAGGUCAUGAGAAGUCAGGGGGCCCACCGUACCUCCGGGACCACAUCCUCCCCCAGAGAGACAUGCCAAGAUUCCCAGAUCACUGGGGUGCAAUUUGCCCCUCUCUGGCCUUCAGGUGCCCCAUAGAGCCCAGGGGAGAGAACCCCUUCUCUAGAAGGCCUCAAGAAGUGGUCUAAAUAGGACCAGCCUGGAAAGCCCCUCACCAGGAUUGGCCAUCAUCAUGGUUACUGUUGCACUAGCCCAGGUUACCCCAGGACUUGCCCCAUCACAUCCUACCCUGGUCAAAGACAGGCUUGUUACUGGUUUGUAUUCCAUGUAGAUAGCAGACAUUAGAGGCAAGAUGACAGACCUCUAGACCACUCUUCCAUCCCUGCUUCUGAUGGAGAACGCCCUUCAGGAGGGGUGUUGAUCACAUCUCCCAUGUUUUACAACGGAGAGCCAGGGCUUCCCACCUCAUAGCCAGCACAUGCUGCAAUGGCCACAGGAAAGCCUGCCCGCUCACUUGCUCUGUAAGGGCCACAGAACAGCCCCAGGUAGUUCUGGGUUUCGAUUGGCUUUGUUUCAUUUUUACAGUGCAAACCCAGCACAGCCAGGCAAAGAGUCUGCCAUUGCUCCAUCGCCAGCCUUAUUUUGUCUUAGAAUAAAUAUUCAAAGACAUACACAGUGA
Apodemus sylvaticus (European woodmouse) is the source of this 3708-nucleotide messenger RNA. It is a transcript of the gene C6H14orf180, whose product is annotated as chromosome 6 C14orf180 homolog. The transcript is spliced from 6 exons. Lineage: Eukaryota; Metazoa; Chordata; Mammalia; Rodentia; Muridae. Bases 1388 to 1900 code for a protein of 170 amino acids. The record is from RefSeq and is a predicted model, not a curated record.